Molecule: messenger RNA, 2364 nt
Organism: Dipodomys ordii (Ord's kangaroo rat)
Lineage: Eukaryota; Metazoa; Chordata; Mammalia; Rodentia; Heteromyidae
Product: protocadherin beta-18-like
Biological process (GO): homophilic cell-cell adhesion
Cellular component (GO): plasma membrane
Molecular function (GO): calcium ion binding
Source: RefSeq, a predicted model, not a curated record
AUGGAGCUGGGGAAAGAGAGCGCUCAGCAGAUAAGGCAAGUGCUGCUUUUCUUUGUUUUCCUGGGAAGGUCCUCGGUUUGUUCUGAGAUUUGGAGUUAUUCGGUUGCAGAGGAAACUGAGAUCGGCUCUUUUGUAGGCAAUGUGAUUAAAGAUAUGGGUUCUGGUGUGGAAAACCUGGCUGUGAGAGGUGCCAGGGUCAUCUUUGAUGACUAUAAACCUUACUUGGGUUUGGAUCUGCAGACUGGCAACUUGCUCUUAAAUGAACGACUGGACCGAGAGGCACUGUGUGAUAUCACUGAACCCUGCAUACUGCAUUUCCAGGUGUUAUUCGAAAAUCCUUUGCAAUUUUUCCAAGCUGAGCUUUUGGUUAAAGAUAUAAAUGACCACACUCCUGUGUUCCUAGAAAAACAAAUACUUUUAAAAAUCUCAGAAGGUACUACUCCAGGAACCUCAUUCCAAAUGGACAGUGCUCAGGACUUAGAUAUAGGAAAUAAUAGUGUUCAAAAUUACACAAUAAGCCCCAACCCUCAUUUUCACCUUAAAUUACAAGACAGCGCUGAAGGUAGAAAAUACCCAGAGUUGGUACUGAUCCAACCUCUAGACAGAGAAAAGGAACCUGAGGUUAGCUUAACGCUAACAGCCGUAGAUGGAGGAUCAACGCCAAGAUCUGGGACUGUGCUGAUUAGAGUAGUGGUCAUGGAUAUUAAUGACAAUGCCCCUGAGUUUGAGAGACCGGUCUAUGAGGUUCAAAUACCCGAGAACAGCCCUGUGGGCUCCAUGGUAAUCAAGGUAUCUGCUACAGAUUCAGAUGUAGGAACAAACGGAGAACUCUCUUACUCAUUCUCUCAUCCCUCUAGAGAUGGACUGAAAACAUUUGAAAUCCAUCCAGUUUCUGGAGAAAUCCAUUUGAAAGGAGUUCUGGAUUUUGAGAUAAUUCGGUCUUACACAAUAAACAUUCAGGCCAUAGAUGGUGGGGGUCUUUCUGGGAAAUCAGUUAUUACUGUUCAGGUUUUAGACGUGAAUGACAACCCACCAGAAAUAGUCAUUACGUCACUUACCACCCUCAUACCAGAAAAUUUUUCACCUGAGAUGGUAGUCGCUGUUUUCAGUUUACGAGACCAAGAUGCUGGAGACAAUGGAAAGAUGAUUUGCUCAAUUACAGACAACCUCCCCUUUCUCUUAAAACCCACCUUCAAAAAUUUCUACACCCUGGUAACAGAACGUCCACUGGAUAGAGAGAUAAAAGAUGAAUACAACAUCACCAUCACCGUCUCCGACUUGGGGACUCCCAGGCUGCAAACCCAGCACACCAUCACCCUGCAGGUGUCCGACGUGAACGACAACGCCCCCGAAUUCACGCAGUCGUCCUACACCCUGUGGGUCCGCGAGAACAACAGCCCCGCCCUGCACAUUGGCACCAUCAGCGCCACAGACAGAGACUCGGGCAGCAACGCCCAGCUGACCUACUCGCUGCUGCCCGGCCCGCAGCCCGGCGCCGACGCGGCGGCGGCGCUGGUGUCCAUCAACGCGGACAGCGGGCAGCUGUUCGCCCUGAGGGCGCUGGACUAUGAGGCCCUGCAGGCGUUCGAGGUGCGCGUGCGCGCCGCCGACCGCGGCUCGCCCCCGCUCAGCAGCCAGGCGCUGGUGCGCGUGCAGGUGCUGGACGCCAACGACAACUCGCCCUUCGUGCUGUACCCGCUGCAGAACGCGUCUGCGCCCUGCACCGAGCUGCUGCCCAGGGCGGCCGAGCCGGGCUACCUGGUGAGCAAGGUGGUGGCGGUGGACCGCGACUCGGGCCAGAACGCCUGGCUGUCGUUCCAGCUGCUCAAGGCCACGGAGCCCGGGCUGUUCAGCGUGUGGCCGCACAAUGGCGAGGUGCGCACCGCCAGGCUGCUGAGCGAGCGCGACGCGCCCAAGCACAGGCUGCUGCUGCUGGUCAAGGACAAUGGCGAGCCGCCGCGCUCGGCCAGCGUCACGCUGCACGUGCUGCUGGUGGAUGGCUUCUCGCAGCCCUACCUGCCGCUGCCCGACGCGGCGGCGCCCGAGCGCGACCGCCUCACUGCCUACUUGGUCAUCGCGCUGGCGGCCGUGUCUUCUCUCUUCCUCUUGUCUCUGCUGCUCUUCGUGGCCGUCAGGCUGUGCAGGAGGAGCAGGGCGCGCUCGCUGGCCGGCUGCGCGCUGCCCGAUGGCCCCUUGCCUGGACACCUGCUGGACGUGAGUGGCACGGGGACCCUGUCUCAGUUUUACCAGUAUGAAGUUGGUCUCAAAGGAGACUCUGGGAGUAACGAGUUUAAGUUCCUGAAGUCUGUUAUUCUGAACCAUCGUGGAGCUUUGAAUGGGGUAGAAGAAAAUCCACCUAUGUAA